This is a messenger RNA of Symbiodinium sp. CCMP2592, 5172 nucleotides long. NCBI's taxonomy places the organism in Eukaryota, Dinophyceae, Suessiales, Symbiodiniaceae. The record is from the annotation of a GenBank genome assembly.
AUGUCGCUGGUUGACAGUGAGGCUUCAUUUCGGCAGCGAUGUCAAGACGUCGGCGGGGGUGCGAUUCACACCGCACUGUCUGACCAAGGGAUCACUUCCUUUGCCUCGCUUGCAUAUUCAUGUGGCACGCCUCAGGAUCGACCCACACAGGCGGAAAUGGACGCAUUUGCGGUAAAGAUCUUGGGGGCUGCUCCCCGUUUGGGGGAUGUGUCUAUCUUGAAGCGAUUGAUGUUUGAGUCCUCCACAUAUGUCAUAGCUCAGUUGCGUCAAGCUGUGCAAGGGGACUCUGCCGAACAGCCUCGAAAGCUUCCACUUGCUGAGAAACAGGCCAGGGCCGAAGAUCAGCGCCGUCGGCUUAGUGGAGUGCAUAUAGAGCGUGAUUUGGUCCCUUCCCAUGCUCUGGUGGACCUCUGUUGUCACAUGCAUGAUGUGGGCAUCACUUGGAUAUCGCCAGGCAAAUGCACUAGCCGCGAAUCAGAAAUUCAGCUUUCAACGAAGGACCAAAGCAAAAUCUUUCGACUUGAGGACAACUCCUUGAAGGUCGGAAGUGAACAGCCCAAGGACAUUGCUUCUUAUGAUUCGCCGAUCAAGUUGCAGUGGUGCCUUCAGCGCCGCGGUCUGGCCUUGGACCAGGCUAAGGUACUGACGUGGGCCCAGCAUGAGCGUUGGGUUCACUGCUUGCUUCACGCACUGACUAAGGAGUGCCCUCCAGGGUUCCACAAGCCUGAUAUGAACCGCAUUGUGCAGGCCGAUCGUGAAGCCUGGUUGAUCAUGGCGUCCGAAGUGCCAUCGCUUAAGCCCAGUACCGCUGGCGAGUACCCUCUGGGUAAGGCUUUGGAUGCUUUGCGGACAGACCCUCGGAUCACCAUGUACUUGAUGGCUACCUGGGGCCGUGCGCCGGAUGUUAAGGUUCAGGACCCUGAUCAAGGCCCCCCUGCCAAACCAGGUGAAGGACUGUCCCGAGCCGCCAAGCGCCGUCGCCGUGCAAAAGAGGCGGCUACCGCUGCCAAGCAUACGACACCAGGACGGAGUACAGGUGCCCAGGCUACUGCUGCACAGGCUACAAAGGCACGCACCAUGCCGGCUGAACUUAAGAAUGCUCACCAGAAGACCGAGGACGGCAAGCCCAUCUGCUGGGACCAUAACUGUGCCGGCUGCAAGGCCAAGACUGAGGGAGACCCACCGCGCUGCCCUCGGGGUGUCCAUGUUUGUGCUUACUGUCGCCGUGUGGGCCACUCCUUCCGUAAUUGCCGAGCUCGCACUUGGAAGGGAUCCGGCAAGGCUCUCGACACCUCAGCUCCGCCUGUUGAGGCGGCUGCCAUUUCUGGCUAUGGCCCACACUCAGUGGGCUUUCAUUUUCCACCUGCUGCCACUUCUGAGGUUGCCGACGUGUUGGCACCCGCGGAGGCGAUAGCAUUGCAAUGCCUACAGGCCGGUUUUGCUAGUCACGACGAUUUUCGGAGCUUGAUCGCUUUGCUCCCUGCAGACACUGCCGGUGCCCCGUCAGAAGAAUCUGUGGACCCGACAGCUCCCAAAUCUUUCACAUCCGGUGCAUAUGUCCAUCAAGCCAAAGCCGGACUGCGCUCUAAUUUUCACGCCUUUCCUUUCAGUACCAUGCUUUUGGCCGCCGUCUUGUCGGCGUCUUUUGGCUCUCGCUGCUUCUCGUCUGUUGGACUUUUCUUGAAUUUAAAGGCGCCUCUGCACAACGACGCCAACAACGAUCAUGCCCAUCCCAACCUGAUCUUGCCUGCCUCUGUUUUCCACAAAGGCCAGAUUUGGGUUGAGGGUAAAGGCGAGUGUCCGUGCCCCGACCCCGACGUGCCGCGUCUGGGCUACUUGCUGCCUGUUGCUGACGGCCCACAGUUGCUUCCUUCAGAGAGGCUGCACGCAACUUGUGAUUGGGACGGUACUCGCUUGUUGAUUGUUGGAUUCUGCAUUCGUGACACUGGCCUCCUGUCCGAGGCACAUCGUGUUCGACUUCUUGAUGCUCGUUUCCUCCUGCCUCAAGUUGAUUCCGGAUCGGCUUCAGACGCUGUGCUCCCCGUGCCACCGCACAAGCGGCCCAAGGUUGCCUACCGACCCCUAGUUGGCCCUAAACCCGCCGCCUGCCCCUCCCUAAAACCUCUAGGUUCGCCUGACGCCGGACCAUCCACCAGUGCAUCUGCUUCCACGCAUACUGGCUUGCAGGAGGCCUUUCCGCAACGGGCCACACCGCUAGUUAUCGAGGUCUUUGCCGGCACGGCUCGGCUCAGCACUGCCUGUCAGAAGCUGGGUUUCAGAACGCUUGCAAUCGAUAAAUCCACAGCACGUGGACGCUUCCCCAUACAACGUCUUGACCUCACCGAUGCUGACGACCUUUGCAUUCUUCUGGAUAUCAUCCGUCUUGAGGCGGCCAAUAUUGUCUGGAUCCAUUGUGCGCCGCCAUGUGGCAACGCGUCUGCGGCGCGCUCAAGACCCAUUCCAGAAUUGACUGCUGCUGGUGUUCGGGUGCCGCAACCUUUGCGCAGCACUUCCGAACCACAAGGACUCUCCACUUUGACUGGCGCAGAUCUUGAACGGGUCAAGAAGGCCAAUAUGCUCUACCGUGCCGUCGGGCAAAUUGCUGACCUGGCUCGACAAUUGAACAUCUUCGUCACCGUGGAAAACCCACGCAACUCUUUGGCUUGGUUGUGCGAUGGCCUGGACGAGCUGUUCCGCUCACCACAUCACACCGUGGUCUACGAUGCCUGCAUGCAUGGUGGCACACGUGACAAAACCACCCUGUUGUGGUGCUCUGCCGAUUGGUUUCAGCCUCUCGCUCUCCGAUGUUCACGUGACCACCAGCACGCUUCUUGGAAACCUCGUUUGCAGCCACAUGCUACCUCUUUCCCGACUGCCGAUGAGGCUGCAUAUCCAGUGCUGCUUUGUGAACGAAUGGCCCACAUCAUUGCCGCACGUGCUGGGGGACUGGCGCUUGCUGCGCCCGACCCGCGCCCUUUUUCCCAGGUAUACUUGCAGCGACAGCCUCGCUUUGCACGACCAUUGGUUGCCUGCUAUUCUGGACGUGAUGACUGGGCCAUCCCUGUUCGAUCCGAUGAUCUCACCUCCACGCUGCUGGCUUGCUACCCAAAGGGAGCGCGCAUUAUUCAACGCAAACUGGUAUCCUUGGGUAUGGUGCGGGUUUGCGUGCCUUCCAAAUGCACAGGCAUCGACCUGUCGUCGUUGCAUUCCAAAUACCCCCAACGGGAGGACCACCUCAAGCAUGACGAGACAGUUGCGAUAACAGGUUUCGUUGCUGCAGACGAUCCGUGCUCCGAGCAUGCGGAGAUUGUUUCUGUUGGAAUACCCAAAGAACCUUGCGACUUUGUGGCGGAUGCCGUGAAGGCUGGACAUCCUAGGAAUGCUUUGAACGCGAGCCGGGAAGGACCUUCCUCCAAAGUUGCAGAUGCCAUCCUAAUGGAUUUCGAACGGAGGGAGCGGCUUGCCUCAAAAACCAAGGAUCGUUGGAGUCAGAUUGCGGCUACGACUAAGCCCUUGAAUCACAACAUGUUGAAGCACAAGCCGGACUACAUUGUGACCGCGUUAGGGGAUAAGAACCUUUUGGCCUGGAAAAGUAUUCUUGGUGACAAUGGCUUCCCGGACCAACAACUCUGGUCCGACCUGCGCGAUGGACUUAGGCUGACUGGCUGGAUGCGGGACACUGGAAUCUCCGACAAGAAAGUCCGUCCCCCGCAAACAUCGCUGGAGCACCUGCUAAGUCAAUCCCAGUACCAAACACCGUUGACCUUGAAAAGGCUACAGAAGACUGUUGUUGACAUCACGGCACGCAAGGCGUGGGCUGAAACGGUGGAGGAAGAGAAGAAGGGAUGGAUCUUUCGGGAUGAAAGUGCAAAUCUUGAUGACAUAGUCUUGGCCCAUCGUUUCGGCUUGCAACAGAAGGACAAAGUUCGCGUGAUCGACAACGGCAAGGAGUGUGGCCUCAACUUGGCGUGUGGGCUACCAGAGAAGUUCACCUUGCAUGGAGUGGACGUGCUUGCUGGAGUUUUCAUUGAGUUGCUCAACCGCCCUGAAGCUGCCGGCAAAAGGAUCAAAGGGAAAACCAUUGAUCUUGAUUUUGGAACCAACGUUCUUCCUUUCGGUGCCACCGGAAGUGUGGCGGGUUUCCUGCGAGUUUCGGCGGCGAUUUGGCAUACGGGCAUCCAGGACCUUGGCCUGGGAUGGUGCGCCUACUUUGACGAUUUUCCUUUGAUGGCCCUUGAAGGUCAUGAAGACCAGGUUGGAGGAUUGGCUGGAGAAGUGUUCGACGCACUGGGGAUCCAAUACGCAAAGGAGGGUAAGAAGGCCACUGACUUCGAUUACACCUUUGCCGCCCUGGGAUUGCAGUAUGACUUGACGAGAUUCAAUGAGGGGGUGGUCAUCAUUCGGCAUACGGAAGCACGUACUGCUGAGCUGGUGGAGACUCUCGAGGGAAUCUUACGUGAUGCUGUACUCCGACCUAAGGAUGCGGAAGUUUUGAGGGGAAGGAUGCACUGGUUUACUUCGUAUCUUUUCGGUCGUGCGCCGUGUGAGGCGAUGAGACAGAUAUCCUUGAGGGCACAAUGUAUGGACUCGUGCACAAGGCUCACUGACGACUUGACUGAAGCGAUUCAAACUUUGCUCCGCUACGUGGUGGAUUCCAGGCCAUUGGAGCUGAGGCAAACGACGGGGCGUGAGCUGUAUGUUUUUACAGAUGGCUCGUAUGAGCCCACGGCUGAGAAGCGAGCCGGCAUCGGUGGCGUCCUCUAUGACAGCGCUGGCACGCCGUUGUCGUUCUUCUCUGCACAGGUGAACGAGGACGAUCUGCGGGCUCUUGAGGAAACUUCUGAUCAUCCGAUAUAUGAGGUUGAGCUGUAUGCCGCAUUGGUUGCAGUUGAGCUUUGGGGACCCUUAUUAGAGGAUUCCUUUUCCGUUUUUUACCUUGAUAAUGAAGCCGCUCAGUCAGCACUCAUCGCGGGCCGUUCGGGCACGGAUCAUGGAAGGAAGCUGGUCCAACGUUUCCUGGAUGCUGAACACAGGUGGCGGGCGAGGCCAUGGUUCGGGCGAGUCCCGACCCACUCGAAUCCAGCGGACGAGCCAAGCCGCGACUGCUGCAAAAGGCUCUUGAAUCAAGGCGCUCAGCAGAUGCAGACUAGUGGUGAGAGGCUGCUUGUUUGA